CUUUUCCUCCUGCGUGCACGCAGACCUAAUCAUUUGUGGUAACAUAGAACGAACACUGUGGCCUUGAUACGCCGGGGUUCAUGGAUACCAAUCGCUAUCCAUAUGAGUUGAGGCUGAAUGGCUUGCGGGCCCAGUUUGCCAAGUGUUCCGGUCCACGGAUUACGCUGGGUGAUUAUGGCGACAAUUCCGAUGGCAACUUCAAAUGCACUGGCAAUAUAUUUGAGGAUAUGCAGACCCUUGGCAACAUUGAUCCCACAGAAUCCGUUUAUCGUCCCGUGGUCCGACGUGUAUCCGGCUCCGAAAGGCUAAUACGUCGCGCGGAGAAUCGCACUGAGCUUGUUGUGGCGCACCAUACUAGUACUGAGCGCAAACACCUAGCUCUGCGUCAGCCAAAGGGCCUAGGGCUUCCUACGAAUGAACAUUUUGAGCUACUGCUGAAAGACCUGGCCAUCCGUCUUGAAGGAAAGCAUUUAGUGACAUCGGUCAUACAAUGUUCAGGUUUGUACGAAAUUGAUAACGGCGGGGAGGCAAGGGACUCGGGUGACAACUCGACACUCAACAGUGAUAGCCAUUCCACCGAACCUGGGAUUUUGACUCCACUAUAUAUCGUCGUAAGUCCACAAGUUUGGCAAAGAGAAAUGCCUUGUGUACAGAGAAGGCAACAAUUCAAAAGUAUCCGGUAAACCCAUGGAAUCAGUAUGUGAGGUGGUACUGACGAGGCUUCGUUUCGGGAUGUAGGGAGCACUUUUACGACCUCAUGAAUAUGCAUCAACCUGCGGGAAUCGAAGUCCGUCUCCAGUCUGUGGUGCAUUGGAAAACUGUGCGAA
Pisolithus orientalis is the source of this 827-nucleotide messenger RNA. RefSeq lists its product as uncharacterized. The transcript has 4 exons. The record is from RefSeq and is a predicted model, not a curated record. The coding region runs from base 81 to 683 and encodes 200 amino acids. NCBI's taxonomy places the organism in Eukaryota, Fungi, Basidiomycota, Agaricomycetes, Boletales, Pisolithaceae.